Oldenlandia corymbosa var. corymbosa is the source of this 1901-nucleotide messenger RNA. NCBI's taxonomy places the organism in Eukaryota, Viridiplantae, Streptophyta, Magnoliopsida, Gentianales, Rubiaceae. The record is from the annotation of a GenBank genome assembly.
GUUUUCCCGGACAAAAAAGAAAACACGCACUCACACACCGAUUCAUUCCCAUUACAUAUUUUUCUGCAAGCCCUAGAAUCAAUCCCAACAAUGGAGACCAAUCAACUAGAAGGAGAGGGAAGAAUUUACCAAGUGCUAGUAAAACUCCUCGAUGGAACCCAUAGAUUCCUCAAUUUCACAAACCCGAUCAUCCCCACCCAAUCCCUAAAACGCCAAAUCGAAACCCUAACUUCCGUCCCCUCCCACCUCCAGCUCCUCCUCCUCCACCAUCAUAACCCCCCUACCCUCCUCCACGACGAAGAGAAUCUUCCAUGCGGGUCUUCGUCGGGACAUUUUCCGGCGGUGGUCCACCUGUUGCUGAGACUACGAGGAGGGAAAGGUGGGUUCGGAUCUCUUUUAAGAGGAUCCGCGACAAAGGCGGGGCAGAAAAAGACGAAUAAUUUCGAUGCUUGCAGGGAUAUGAGUGGGCGGAGGAUAAGGCAUGUGAACGCAGAGAAGAAAUUCGAGGAGUGGAAGGCGGAGGCGGAUGAGAGGAAGCUGGAAAAAGUCGCGGAGGAGUAUAUUAAAAAGAAGAGUAAGGAGAUGGCUAAGAAGGGUAAAGGAAAUGGGAAUGGAGCUGGUGCUGCCGUGGAUGAGUAUGUGAGGAAGUAUAGGGAGGAUUCUGAAAGAUGUAGGGAAGAGGUGGAGAGGUCUGUUAGGGAGAGUAUCAAGCAAGCGCUGCUGGGUCCCAAGAGGAAGAAAGGCAGUUCUGCUGAACCCGAUGGACCUGAUUCUAAGAGGGCUAAGAUAUGGCUUGGAAAGCAGAAAUUGGUGGAUGAUGACAGCGACAGUUCAGAUGAGUAUGAUAGCGAGGAUGAGGAAUAUGAGGACCAUAACAGGUCUGUUGUGUUAGAUAAUGGUGAUCAUUCAGAUGCAAGUGAAGAAGCCAAAGGUAUUUCUGAGUCAGUUACAGAGGACCGCCAUGAUAUGAUUUCUUCUGGUAGUGGUGCAUCAGGGAGUACAUCCGAUGAAGAGAAGGCUGUUUAUGAACAGAGUCAAGAACCUGAUAGAAGUAGGGGUGUGCAGGAGGAAGCUGCAACCGCCAUUGAACCGGAAUUAGGAGUUGUCCUGGAAGAAAAUGAAGCGUCCAAUGGAUCCAAUCACCACCAAGCCAGUGGCACAGAAGAUGUUAAGGUGGUUGGGAACAGUGAUUCCAAUGAAGUGAUGAUUGAAGCUGCAGAAUCUCUGAAUACGGAGAAGCCCCUUAAUUUCGAUGAAAUCAAUUCAGCUGCUGAAUUAGAGGUUUUUGGCAUGGAUAGGUUGAAAUCAGAGCUUCAGGCAAGAGGGUUGAAAUGUGGAGGGACUUUGCAAGAACGUGCAGCCCGCCUUUUCCUUCUCAAAACAACACCUAUAGAGAUGAUUCCUAAGAAGUUAUUUGUCAAGAAGUGAAUUGUUGUAUACUACAUAAAUGAAGGUCUGUUUUUCUCUCCUGCUUUAAUUAUGAAGAAUGCUAAUGAUAGCUGUAGCUUUCCCUUUGUGUAAUGAACAUGUAAAAUCUUUGACGCAUCAAUGUUUCGUGGUGAUGGAAAAAUGACUACUUCUGGGGGGAAGCGUUGGCUAGACACUUACUUUGGAGUUCUUAAAGCUUGAUGUAUUCGCUUGUUCAUAACACACCAAUGGCCAGUGUUUUUAUAGAACCUUUAGACUUUUUGCAUUUUCUCACAGUUUGAAUUUAGCUUCAAUAUUGAAUAGAGUACUCAAAGUUGUGUUAAUUAUGUUUUCUGCAAGUCAACUUCUUGUGAGAAUCAGGGUAUUUAGUAUUAUAUCUUGAAUGAUAGUUGAAAAAACUUAUUUAAGAAUUUUGGUAAAGCAACAAUACGAGGACACAUUCUGGUUCUUUAGGAACAUUUUUAGUUAACUAA